AAAAAGUACUCAGAAAGAAAGACAAAUUGAUCAUGAGCUCUAUUUCAACACUGAAGCUUCCCCUGAUAGAUCUGUCCGAAUUAGAUGGCUCGAAGCCAGGAUCGGGUCGAUGGGACUCCUUGCAAAAUCAAGUCCGACAAGCCCUUGAAAAAUUCGGUUGCUUCGAAGCUUUGUAUGAUAAGAUGACCCCAGAGCUUCACAAUGAUGCGUUCCAAGAAUUGGAGGAAUUGCUCGAGCUUCCGACCGAUGUGAAGUGCCGGUUUGACUUCCCGAAUAAGCCGUACAUCGGCUACCUCGCAAAUCUUCCUCAUGCGCCUCUCUACGAGGCGUUUGGAGUGGGCUAUGAGCCCAAUUCGGGCUCGAUCGAAGAAUUAGCUGAUCUCAUGUGGCCAGAGGGAAACACAAGAUUUUGCGAGACACUGAAUACGUAUGUUAUGAAGGUUUUGGAAUUGGAUUCACUGGUGAGGAAACUGGUUUUGGGAAGCUUGGGCGUAGACAAGUACGUGGGGUCGCUAGCCAAGUCGGUCAAAUACAAUUACCGUCUCAUGAGAUAUGCAGCUCCUGGGACCGAAGAGUCCAAGAAGCCCGGGACUGUGAGCCAUCGGGAUGCGAACUUAGUGACCAUACUUCACCAAAAUGAUGUGAACGGAUUGGAAGUGCAAACUAAGGACGGAUGUUGGAUCGAGGUCGCCCCUUCCUCAACUUCCUCCUUCAUUGUCCUCGCCGGGGAGUCAUUCUAUGGAUGGAGCAAUGGGAGAUUACACAGCCCUAUUCACCGUGUAAUGAUGAGCGGGCACGAGCCAAGAUAUUGCAUGGGGCUCUUCUCUUCUGUUCAAGGAACGAUUCAGUGUCCAGAUGAGCUUGUAGACGACCAACACCCUUUGCUUUUUAAGCCCUUUGAUAUUGCCGGUCUCUCCCGCAUCUACAAGAUCAAAGAGGGCCAAAAUGGAGCUUCGGCGAUGGAUACCUUUUACAGGAUUUGAGAUCGAGGCGCUGUCGAAGCAUUGUCUGUCCUUUCGCCCCAUCAAUCAACCGCAAGUCAAGCCUUAAGGAAUAUGUUUUACAGUCGUUAAUAAUUAAUUGUGUGGACGGUCGCUCAAUAAAUGAGAAGCAUAUUAGAUUUCCCUUGCUUUCCCCUUCUGGAGCUUGUUUAGGUUACAAUCAUCUGACCCCACUGCUGAUGCUCGGAGCUUAUGUGCUUCAGGCUGUUGAUGAUGAGAUUGCAUCUAGCAAGCAAGUAUUGUAAAAGAAAAUGACAAAGAAAUGGGUGUUCAUGAAUAAAUUUCCUUUCUUUUCUCUCUUCUAUGGAAAAAAAAACUCUUUAAUUA
Molecule: messenger RNA, 1328 nt
Organism: Syzygium oleosum
Lineage: Eukaryota; Viridiplantae; Streptophyta; Magnoliopsida; Myrtales; Myrtaceae
Product: 2-oxoglutarate-dependent dioxygenase AOP2-like
Exons: 3
Coding region: 33-983 (316 amino acids)
Molecular function (GO): dioxygenase activity
Source: RefSeq, a predicted model, not a curated record